AUGAAUCUCCUGAGGCAUGCGAAAAGCCAAGGACUACUAGGUCCCAGCGCCAGACCCGGCACCAACUCACCUUACUAUAUCAGCGCCGGCCAUCCAUUCUGUCACCUCCUCUAUGAAGCAGCACCCAAGCUUAUAGAGCUCUUCCCUUCACUGACACAGGAUCAUGACCUCAGCAACUGUAUCGAUUCAUUUAGCCGUCGGUACAGACAAUUCUUGGAGGACCCAAACUCUCGCAUCAGUCUGCUUCUCGUCAGCAGCUCACAGGUUCACCAAGACAUCUUCGACGUACUCGGCAAUUCUCGUAGCCAUCUGGAAUCUGCAGUAUCCAGGACUCACAGUGGCAUGAUACGAGCCUACAACUGGCUGGACGACAAAACGUACCGGGCGGACCCGGCAUAUAUCACUGCAUAUCACUGCUCGCCUUACCGCUCGGAGCUAGAUAUACAUAUCGAUGCUACGACCGACACAUUCGUGCGCGGCACGAUCUCAAAAGAGUGCAACCAAUCACUGUCAUGGCUAGUUCACACGUUCCCGGCACUGGCGGGCUGCCUCCUCAGACGGUGGAACGAACUCACAUACUUGGACGGCGUUGCAUUGUGCAACAAAUCUGACAUUGUACAAUCAGUGGCAUUCUUGACGCAGGCCUGUCGCGAUCACGAGUACUUCUCAGCGCACUUCCGUUGGUCGGAUCUGGAGAGUCUUGUCGAUACGCACGGCGAAUUCUCGAUCGGCCUCAGGAAAUCGACCGAGGGCCUUACGCAAGGCCUUUCAAUCGCCAAGAAAUUUGGCAUGGCUAUGGGAAUCCCAAUCAAGCAAAUCUCCACAAACGAGUGGCAGCAGAUGGAUCUUCCUCGCAAAGAUCGAAGUGUGCUCUCACCGCUGCUCAGGGUCUCUGCUAAGACGUCGACGGCUACAGAUGUACUCCUACGAGACAUACUUAGCAGACUGAAGCUUACUGAGUCCAGAGUUCUCACUCGGAGUGGAAACCAGUCACUAGCCCAGAGCACAUUGUCAUCCGUAGACGAGAUCUUAGAUCGUCUCAAGCAAAAACUCCAGGCCGAGGAGAAGGCUCUGAUGUUUGACUACCACGGGUUUCAUACCGUCGUUGGAUGGGCUUUCCAACGUGUAGCCAAGCUCCUUGCGGAGCGCUUACCAGCCAAGGAUGACGAGGAGAUCAUGGAGACCUGGGAGUACAAGAAGCUGGUAAACUUCAUAUUGUGGGAAAGUACAUGUCGCGAGAGCAAUGUUUUAGUCGGCAGAUUUGGGGAAUCCUCAGUCAAUGCCCUCACGAUCGCGACUGAAGCAGUUGAAGCUGCCGUGGCGGGCAACGAGCGAUAUGCUUCCCAAAACGCUGACCAAGCAAUGAAAGAUGGGCUCGUGGACGAUGAGAGCAGGCAGGACGUGGAAGUGAGUCAGUGGUUCGCGCCAAGACGUACUUCGACGCACAAGAUUGAGCUGAUCGGCAAGAGCCUGACGAUUACGAGCGUGGCGGCCAUGAGUCGCGCUGAGCUGGCACAUCUACCGGAUGGCGAUGAGCAGAGUAGCGCGCACGACGAUCAAGAGGGUGACAGCAAGUCAAGGAGGCAAGAGAGGAGACGAAGAUGCAAAGCAGAAAAGAAAGCUGCGAAGAAAGCCGCGAAAGAAGCAGGCGCCGGGGAAUUGGGCGUAGACAGAGGCGAUGGCAAUCCAGUAUCGUGA
Messenger RNA from Fulvia fulva, 1698 nucleotides. RefSeq lists its product as uncharacterized. The record is from RefSeq and is a predicted model, not a curated record. Bases 1 to 1698 code for a protein of 565 amino acids. NCBI's taxonomy places the organism in Eukaryota, Fungi, Ascomycota, Dothideomycetes, Mycosphaerellales, Mycosphaerellaceae. The transcript has 2 exons.